Cuscuta epithymum is the source of this 2756-nucleotide messenger RNA. The record is from the annotation of a GenBank genome assembly. NCBI's taxonomy places the organism in Eukaryota, Viridiplantae, Streptophyta, Magnoliopsida, Solanales, Convolvulaceae.
CAGAACAUUUUGUCAACUGAAUGAGAGGAAAGUCACUUAUAAAAAAUAUUCAUCGCCAAUUUAUAAAAUCCUUUCAAAAUCAUUGGAGUUAAUUAGUUUUAAUUUCUUCAGUUCUAAGGCAAAUGAAAAGCUUAAAAAUAGUAACAAUUUAACAAAACUAAAGGAUGAGAAAAAGGAGAGAGAGAUUUGCCUAAGAGAGCAUACCGAGAAAAUCAGAAAACAGAGGAAAAAUAAACAGAGAAUAUCUGAUAAAAGGCAGAUUGAUUUAUCAAUCUGGACCGUUACCAUUUAUCUAACAAACGGAGAUAAAAUAAUUCAAGCAAUAGCUACACCACAUAUUAGAUACAAUCACUUCUCUCUAUGCAUUUGUAGAUGUGAAUGUAAACAAGGGACAUGUCAUUGUUUUAAAAAAUUGAAAAUGAAUUGUAUACCUUCAUUAUAAGUAAUGAUGUCUUGAUCGUCUUCUACUUUUUCUCUCUUACUAAUACCUGCUUCAUGUAUUUGACUUUAUUACUCAUGGGUACAUAAAUAAUACUAAGGUAUAAAAUUGAGCUUAAUAGUUUAUGUAUACAUUUAACCUUUUCGAAAAUCUUGAAUAGCAUUGGAUACUUUUGGAUCAUUUUAAACAUCUUUGCAAGUGACACUGGUGGAAUGGAGUUUCGUUAUUCUGCCCAUUCUUUGAUUUGCUGUAAAAGUGUAAACCAGAUGCUAUUUCAAUUAAAGAGUUAGCACUAUACAAAAAUUCAAGUGAACUCCCACAAUUAUAAACCUGGAAUGUGUUACAAAUACCAUAUUUCACAAGCUCCUUAAAGCAUUACUUAUGUUUUGUCAUCCAAGAGUGAAGAUGAAUACAAAAAUCUGGAAAAUUAUAUUAAUCCAUGACAGAGAGCUAGAAACACUGUAUUUAUUCAUGCAUUUAAACAAGGGGAUGAUGAAUUUAAUAAUGAGUAUUACCAUCUUUUUGAAGAAGCUUGACUAGAAAACGAUAUCAGAACUUCAUGAAGCUUGAAGGAGAAGAGGAAUCGAACCCUAAUUAAGUUAGCCGAUACCAAAAUAAAAUCGGUCUAUGCUUGAUUUGGGCUAGGGUUAUUACCUUAGAUUUUGCUCUCGACCCUUAGAAAUUGCUCCUCUCAUCCUUCUUUGCCGCUCAAGUCAGUUCUGUUUGCCGCUUCGAGCUCGUCCUAGUCGCAGUUUCAAUGGGAUAAUUGAAUGGAAGAGCUCCUCUAAACCUAAACCUGCGUUAAGGACUUAGGGCUAGAAAAGAAGUGCGGGCAUGGGCCCUAAAAGGCGUGGCAGGACUUCCCAAGAUGUUCUGGGCCGAUGCAGUGAACACAGCAGCGUACUUAAUCAACAGAGGACCCUCAUCUCCCAUUGGUUUCAAAAUUCCAGAAGAGGAAUGGAAAGGUCGUGAGGUAUCUCUUAAUCACUUGAAAGUUUUUGGUUGUAUUUCUUAUGUCAAAGUCAGAGAUGCAGAUAGUGACAAGCUUGAGGCAAAGGCAAAGAAGUGUAUCUUUAUUGGGUACGGGUCGGAUGACAUGGGCUACAGGUUCUGGGACAACCAAAGCAAGAAGGUUAUCAGAAGUAGAGAUGUCACCUUCAACGAGAAUGCUCUUUAUAAAGAUGGUCUUGCAGCAGGAACAAGCAAAGGCAAGCAACCGGAAAACAAACAGCAAGUGGUGUUUGAAGGGAUGACUGAAGAUGACAUAGCACAACCAGUCGGUUGUGAUGAGACGGCUGGAGGCUCAGGGAGCAGUGGGAGCUCAGGAGAUACAGGAAUGUCUGAAGAUAGUGGGAGUGAUGAAGACAGUGGGAGUUCAGAGGCAGCUACUCCACACAUCAGACAGUCCACCAGAAUCAGGAGACCUCCUAACAGGUAUUCUCCUUCAGCAAAUUAUCUAUUGCUGACCGAGAAUGGAGAGCCAGAAUCUUACUCAGAGGCGUUGGCUGUAAGAGAUUCCAUACAGUGGAAGAAGGCCAUGAAAGAUGAGUUAGAUUCACUUGACAAGAACCAAACUUGGUCCUUAGUCAAGUUACCACCGGGAAAGAAAGCAUUGGAAAAUAAGUGGGUUUUCAGAAUUAAAGAUGAAGCAGAUGGAAGCAAAAGAUACAAGGCCAGGCUAGUUGUCAAGGGGUUCCAACAGAAAAAGGGGGUUGACUACAAUGAAAUCUUCUCCCCGGUUGUGAAGAUGACCACUAUCAGGUUGAUUCUUGGUAUCGUUGCAGAUGAAAAUUUACACUUGGAGCAGCUGGAUGUGAAGACUGCUUUUCUUCAUGGCAACCUUGAAGAAGACAUUUACAUGGCUCAACCGAUAGGUUUCUCAGUGAGUGGUAAGGAAAAGUUGGUGUGCAAACUCAAGAAAAGUCUAUACGGAUUGAAGCAAGCUCCCAGACAGUGGUACUUGAAGUUUGACAGUUUCAUGCAGCGGAAUGGGUACACUAGAUGCAAGAUGGACCAUUGCUGUUACUUGAAGAAAUUCAAGUCAUCAUACAUUAUUCUUCUUUUGUAUGUUGAUGACAUGUUGGUGGCUGGAUCAAACAUGCAGGAGAUCAACGAGCUCAAGAAGAAGUUGUCCGAAGAAUUUGAGAUGAAGGAUUUAGGGGAGGCGAGACAGAUUCUUGGGAUGAGCAUAGUCAGAGACAAGGUGGAAGGUACUUUAAAGCUUUCACAGCAGAAGUACAUUCAGAAAGUCCUUGAGAAGUUCAGAAUGACGGAUGCCAAGCCAAGGAGUACACCUUUAGGGAGUCAGCUGAAACUC